AUGAUAUCUUCCAAACUACGCCUGCAGACGCUGGCGUUAGCAACAUUUCUUCUAUUGUGUUUUGUGCUUGCGGCUGAAAGUCAAUUGGCCGGCAAAUUAACCCAAAAUGCCUGCGUUAACAAAGCCACCUGUCACGAAUGUAUACAGACACUAGAGUGUGCCUGGUGUUCGGAUCCAAAUCAUGGCGACAAACCCAGAUGCUUCUCGGAAUAUAUGAAUAAUUUUUGUAGUGCCCAAUACAUACAAAAUCCAAAGACCAUACAAGAAAUUCUGGUCAGUCAAGAGCUGAGUCGAGCAAGUGGGGGUGCUGCUAUGAUGGGUGGUGGUCAAAUGUCAUCUGGAGGUUCCUAUUAUUACAAUUCCUCCUACAGCAGUUCUAUGUCGGGAUCAUUUUCCAGCUCUUCAUCUGCCAGUGCCCAUGGUUCAUCAGCUUCAGCCAGUAGCUAUGGGGAAAUUGUACAAAUUAGUCCACAGAGAGUGAAUUUAAAAUUGCGUAUGAAUGAAGUCCAUAAUUUACAAUUCCGUUACUCACAAGCCGAAGAUUAUCCCGUUGAUUUAUAUUAUCUUAUGGACUUGUCAAAAUCUAUGGAAGAUGACAAAGAGAAAUUAUCUGCUUUGGGUGAUUUACUUUCCGAAACUAUGCGUAAUAUUACCUCCAAUUUCCGUUUGGGUUUCGGCUCCUUCGUUGACAAAGUACUGAUGCCUUAUGUCUCUACUAUACCCAAAAACAUGAUAGAACCAUGUCCGGGCUGUGCUGCACCCUAUGGUUAUAAAAAUGCAAUGCCUCUAGACAUGGACACAUAUCGGUUCUCAACUGAAGUGAAAAAUGCCGCUGUCUCCGGUAAUUUGGAUGCUCCUGAAGGUGGCUUUGAUGCCAUUAUGCAAGCCAUUGCUUGUCGUCAACAAAUCGGAUGGCGUGAACAGGCCCGUCGUUUGUUGGUAUUCUCAACAGAUGCCGGCUUCCAUUAUGCUGGUGAUGGCAAGCUUGGUGGUGUCAUAACUCCCAAUGAUGGCGAAUGUCAUUUAAAUGCUGCUGGCCUUUAUACUCAUUCGGUUAUACAAGAUUAUCCUAGUAUCUCACAGAUUAAUCAUAAGGUCAAGCAAAAUUCCAUUAAUAUCAUAUUUGCUGUUACCGCCAACCAGCAUUCUGUUUACCAGAAAUUGUCCUCCCACAUUGAAGGUUCCUCAAGUGCGGUUUUGUCCAAUGAUUCGUCCAACGUGGUGGAUUUGGUCCGAGAGGAAUAUAGCAAAAUCUCAUCUUCCAUUGAAAUGAAAGACAAUGCCACUAGUCAUGUUAAGAUUACCUAUCACUCAACCUGUUUGAACAGCGGCAGCAAUGAAUUGGAGACUGCUAAAUGUGAUGGUCUGAAAGUUGGCGAUAUUGUCACCUUUAAUGCUAAAAUUAUGGUUACCUCUUGCCCCGCCGAUCCUGCCGAAUGGAAUCAAGUUAUUCAAAUCUAUCCUGUGGGCAUCAAUGAAAGUUUAAUUGUUAACUUGGAAAUGUUGUGCUCUUGUGAUUGCGAACGUCCCGGUUCACCUGGCUAUGAAAUCAACUCACCCAUAUGUAAUAAUCACGGUAGAUUAAUGUGUGGCAUUUGUGAUUGUGAUGACAUGCAUUUCGGUCACACCUGCGAAUGUUCUACCAAUGAAAUCCAUCCUGGGAAAAACAAUGAUUUCGGUUGCCGUCCCGAUAAUUCUUCAAUUGUUGACUGUAGUGGACGUGGUACCUGUUUGUGCGGUGUUUGUGAUUGUGAGAAACGUGCCAAUCCCGAUGAAAUUAUCUCCGGACGUUUCUGCGAGUGUGAUAACUUUUCGUGUGAACGUCACGAACAACAAUUGUGUUCGGGUCCCGAUCAUGGCUCCUGUGAUUGUGGUGUGUGUGCCUGCAAGGCUGGCUGGUCGGGCAGCGCUUGCAACUGCAAGACCUCCAUCGAAAGCUGUUAUCCCCCUGGUGGUGGUGAAAUUUGCUCGGGUCAUGGUGACUGCGUUUGCGGCAAAUGCGAAUGUAAAUCCACUGAAGAGGGACGUUUCUCUGGCGACCAUUGUGAAUAUUGUCCCACUUGCACUGGCCGUUGUCAUGAACUCAAAGACUGUACCCAGUGUCAAGUAUAUCAAACUGGCCCCCUAAAGGAUCCUGAAGAUUGUCGCACUAACUGUACCCUAUUCACACCCGAAGAAGUUGAAAAGGUGGAAAUCGAUGAGACCAAAGGCGAAUAUCUGUGCAUGUUCUAUGAUGAAUACGAUUGCAAAUUCAAAUUCAAAUAUCGCGAAGAAGAUAACAAAAUUGUGGUGGUGGCCCAAACCGAACGUGAAUGUCCACCCAAAGUGUUCAUGUUGGGCAUUGUAUUGGGUGUCAUAGCGGCCAUUGUAUUGGUGGGCUUGGCCAUUUUGCUGUUGUGGAAACUCUUGACAACCAUACAUGAUCGGCGUGAGUUUGCCAGAUUUGAGAAGGAGCGCAUGAAUGCCAAAUGGGAUACUGGCGAAAAUCCGAUUUACAAACAAGCCACCUCAACUUUCAAAAAUCCCAUGUAUGCUGGCAAAUAAAUCAAGCACUUCAUGCCAUCAGUAUCUAAGU
Molecule: messenger RNA, 2575 nt
Organism: Stomoxys calcitrans (stable fly)
Lineage: Eukaryota; Metazoa; Arthropoda; Insecta; Diptera; Muscidae
Product: integrin beta-PS
Exons: 8
Coding region: 1-2544 (847 amino acids)
Biological process (GO): cell adhesion mediated by integrin; cell migration; cell-matrix adhesion
Cellular component (GO): cell surface; focal adhesion; integrin complex
Molecular function (GO): integrin binding
Source: RefSeq, a predicted model, not a curated record